This is a messenger RNA of Trichosurus vulpecula (common brushtail), 1510 nucleotides long. RefSeq names its product mercaptopyruvate sulfurtransferase (gene MPST). The coding region runs from base 136 to 1095 and encodes 319 amino acids. The record is from RefSeq and is a predicted model, not a curated record. The transcript has 4 exons. Gene Ontology annotation, cellular component: mitochondrion. Gene Ontology annotation, molecular function: thiosulfate-cyanide sulfurtransferase activity. NCBI's taxonomy places the organism in Eukaryota, Metazoa, Chordata, Mammalia, Diprotodontia, Phalangeridae. Gene Ontology annotation, biological process: transsulfuration.
GCCCAUUGGCGUCGCUGUCGCAAGGGAAGGGGCGGAGAAGCCGCCAGACUGGGCCGGCCCCUACCAUGAGAGCAAAACCCAGGCUUCUUGAGAACCCAUCCAGGAAGGGACACUGAGCUGAUAUAGGAGCUGUACAUGGCUGAGGAGGCCCAGUCUAGAGGGUCCCAGGAGGCCUCAAGUCAGACAGAAUCCAGCCAAAAGCCAGGUGUCAUGGCUGCAGGAUCCCUCUUCAGAGCUCUGGUAUCGGCCAAGUGGGUGGCUAAGUCCUUGAAGGAAUCCCAGCCCCUGAAGCUGCUCGAUGCCUCCUGGUACCAGCCCAAGUUGAAACGAGACGCUCGGCAGGAGUUUGAAAAAGGUCACAUCCCUGGAGCAGCCUUCUUCGACCUUGACCUUGGCAGUGACCAGACAUCCCCCUAUGACCACAUGCUGCCCAAUGCUGCAGAGUUUGCUGAGUAUGUUGGCAAGCUGGGGGUAGGGAACGGCACCCAUGUGGUAGUAUAUGAUGCCAGUGAUGAGGGCCUCUACUCUGCCCCCCGAUUGUGGUGGAUGUUUAGGGCCUUUGGGCAUGAGACUGUCUCACUGCUGGAUGGAGGGUUAAGGAACUGGAAGAGGGAGGGCUACCCGCUGAGCUCUGGCAGGGCCCGCCCAAUUCAAGCAGAGUUCCAGGCCACCCUCAACCCGAUGUUUGUGAAGACCUAUGAAGAUAUCAAGGAGAACAUCGAAUCACGUCGGUUCCAGGUUGUAGAUUCCCGUGUUGAAGGGCGCUUCAGGGGCAUUGAGCCAGAACCCCAGGAAGGCAUUGAACCUGGCCACAUCCCUGGCACCUUGAACAUUCCUUUCAUUGACUUCAUGACUGAGGAGGGCCUGGAGAAGAGCCCUGAUGCCAUCCAAAGACUGUUCCAGGACAACAAGGUGGACCUCUCAAAGCCCCUGGUGGCAACUUGUGGCGCAGGCGUCACUGCCUGCCAUGUAGCCCUGGGUGCGUAUCUCUGUGGCAAGCCUGAUGUGGCCAUCUAUGAUGGAUCCUGGAUGGAGUGGUACAUGCGUGCCCGGCCUGAGGAUGUCAUCUCAGAGGGCAGAGGCAAGACUCUCUGAGGCAGGGGCCUUCCCUGCACCCAGGCCACCAGCCUUUACCACCUCAGGAUGGGGGGUAGGCUGGCCUAACAGUUUUUCCUAAGUCUUUUUUAAAUAUAGUGGCCAAAUUUAUUUUUUUAAUUAUUUUCGAGGUGUGGCUUGGAUGGCAUACCCCACCUCUCCCUUCUCUUUGGGAGGCCCUUAGAAUAUUCCGUUUUGGAGAUGAAAGACAAAUGCCAUCCGUUAAAAGGGGCAUGAAGGCACCUUUGGCAAUGUAAAGGGAUCUGCCGGAGUCGAUUGAAGUGGAGAAGGGAGAAAAGAGAAGGGCUUGCCUAGCCUCAAAUAUGGCCCUCUGAAAUGUAGCCUGUGCCAAUCACCAGACCUACCUCCUAUCUUUUGAUGUCAAUAAAUGUGAAAUGUUUAAUCUUUCUAUAUA